AUGGCCGCGAACGACCCCGGCCUUGCGCCGCUGAACGCGCCAGCAGAAGACCCUAUCAAAGGCGCCAUCGGCGUCCCCAUCGACAACGAAACGCCAGUUGCGCCUGAUCAGUUCGAUCCGAAAUACGAAACUACGAAGAAAGAGAUUUGGGCGUACUACACGUACUAUAUUGGUGACAAUGGUCUGACGCUGUUCAACUUCGGCCCCACUGCAUUCCAGAACCUGAUGUACCAAGCCGCUGGAGACUCCGAGAUUCUCCACUUUGCAGGCCGUGACCGAACCAUCAACAGCAUUGUCCUCCUCUGCAAUGGUAUCAGCUUCGCCAUCCAAAUCGUGGUAUUCUUGAUCCUGGGCUCUUUCGCGGAUUUCGGAACAUGGCGCCCCAACAUCUUGAUCGUGCUUUCCUUCAUUGCCUUUGGAAUCGGAUUCGGCUGGUUGGGCGUGCACACCGCAGAAGACUGGCACAUUGGUGUGGGUCUUUACAUUGUUGGCCUGAUCGCCUACCAGACAACCAUAACAUUUUGGACCGCUGCAUUUCCAGGACUCGCAAGAAAUACCAGGGAUCUACGUGAGAAAGCCGAAGACUUUGCCGAAGGACGGAUUUCCCGCGCCGAGUACGAUUUCGCCGACAUGAUGAAGAGGAAUGAGCUGUCCAACACGGCUUUUUACACGCAGUCUGUAUUCGAAAUCGCCAUUCUAGCUGUAAUCGUUGGGAUCAUGUUUGGCCUGCACGUCAAUGACAGCGACGCAAACAACAACUGGGGUCUCUCCGUUCUCAUUGCAUUCGCAACCGGUGUAUGGAUCUUAUGUGCCAUUCCGUGGUUCGUGAUGGAGAAAAGGAGGCCUGGGCAGGACCCAGGACAAUCGAAUAUUAUCAUUGCUGGUUUCAAGCAGCUUGGGUACGCUGUGAGCCAAAUCUGGCAGCUCCGUCAGAGUCUGGCAUACCUCGUUGGCUAUUUUUUACUCGGUGAUAGCCUCAACACAACGGUGACAGUUAUAGGGACACUCCAGAACGAGAUCGUAGCAUACAACAGCUUGCAACUCACGUAUCUCCUAAUCGUCGGUAUCGCCGCGCAAGCCGUCGGCAUUGGUGCAUUCUGGCAGAUCCAGAAGCGCUGGGGACUAUCAACGAAGACCAUGUUCACAGUCGUUGCCUGCGCCAUUGUUAUAUUAGAUGGCUGGGGCAUGAUUGGUAUCUGGACUCAAGCAUUCGGCUUUCACAAGGCCUGGGAGGUGUGGGUAUACCAGGCCUUCUACGGGCUGUUCGUUUGCCCAUGGUACAGCUACUCGCAGACUAUGAUCAGUGAGGUCACUCCGCGCGGCAGAGAAUUCCUGUUCUUCAGUCUAUUCUCUAUUGUCGGCAAGACUAGCGCCUUCAUUGGGCCGCUGGUCAGCAGCGCUAUCAUCGACGAUACCGGGAACAACAGCAGCCCGUUUUACUUUUUGUUUGCGCUGAGUCUGGUCAGCUGUGUGUUCUUGUACUUCUUCGUCGAUGUGGAGAAGAGUAGGAUUGAGCAGCAAGAUUUUUUGGACAAGGCGGAAUCGAUGGCGCCGUCUCGAAUUUCUGAUGUAGAAAGUUGA
Didymosphaeria variabile is the source of this 1581-nucleotide messenger RNA. RefSeq lists its product as uncharacterized. The coding region runs from base 1 to 1581 and encodes 526 amino acids. NCBI's taxonomy places the organism in Eukaryota, Fungi, Ascomycota, Dothideomycetes, Pleosporales, Didymosphaeriaceae. The record is from RefSeq and is a predicted model, not a curated record. The transcript has 2 exons.